Aspergillus glaucus CBS 516.65 is the source of this 620-nucleotide messenger RNA. RefSeq lists its product as uncharacterized. The record is from RefSeq and is a predicted model, not a curated record. The transcript has a single exon. Bases 238 to 459 code for a protein of 73 amino acids. Lineage: Eukaryota; Fungi; Ascomycota; Eurotiomycetes; Eurotiales; Aspergillaceae.
ACCACACUGAAAAAAGUUCAUUAUACCGCUAGACCAAUGACUCGGGGAAGCAAAACAAAAAUAGCAGGCCAGGUAGACUGGAACAGCUUCGUCCAACAGCCUGAUGCCCAUUUCGAGAGUAAUUUCGCUGAAUCAACGAAACGAAAUAUGCAUUUCGUGCGAAGCAAUUUCCAAAGGUGCGUCUUUGCUGCUGUGUAUAGCUUUUUGGCUGCUAAUCCAACUCUUUAAGGUACUUCGAUGCUUCAGCCGCCGGAUUACAAGUACUGGCUCAGGAAUGUCACGCUGAAACUUAUCGAAGGGUUCCUUCGUUGGUACCUUGAGAACCAUAAUGCUGAGUACCAGUCAGGCUUUCUGGUCUUUGCACGAUACUGGAGAGUGUUUUGGUGCGAGGAAAUGGACCGCCUCUUUCCUUAUGAUCUAAGACGGAAGAUGAUAAACGUAAGUGAAUAUCCAAGAUAAGUUAGGAUCAAGACUUAUUUAGUAAGCUUGUGUGCACUGCCCUUACCGACGAGUACGACCUGGGACCUGGGAGCAAAGACACAGCCGUCAGUCAAUAUUGAUGACCUUCUCUUCACUACCUACCAUCUCAUGGCUGUAUCUAACGUAUAUUUUCCCACUGU